GUUUUCAAACGAAACCAACGAAACACGCGUGAUUUGGAGCGCUGUGCUAACUAACGUGUUUCCUGUUCAACGAUAUUUUUGAUUCAUCGAUAGUUGACUUUUCCAGCCAAAUAUGUACGAAAUGUGCGAAGUCAUCGGCUGCGGCAGUGCACGCCGUCUCCAAUGGUCCGAACUCCCCAUCGAUCCGCAGCCAGAAUCGGAGAAAAUCGCCUUUUUUGAUUUUCCCUCGGACGAGCCUUUCCGUUCCGGCUGGAUCCGGUUCACGGGCCGUACCGUGCUUCUGUAUCCGCACCGUCCGCUCAUGUGCAGCGUGCACUUUCGGAAGCGCUGCUUCCUGGUUCAGGACACCAACGAGGGCCGACCGGUGCUGCUGCAUGGUUCCAUGCCAACGCUGUGGCCACCGCUGGCGGAGGUUCAAAUCUUCAUUGCCGGGUGCGAGUGUCCCGCUGUGCCGGCGGUUUGCUCGCCUUCGAUGUUUUUGCCCGCUCGGGACAAGUUUGAAGAUCCGCGCAAGAUGCUGGACAUGGUGCUGAGCUUCAGCCGACCGGCCGUGCCACCACUGGCCUACGUUCCGGCCAAGGUCCCGUUUGAGUCGCCGCGGAAGACAAUUGAAGCUAUUGAGAACUUGGUUUUUUGAAUUCUGAUAUUGUGAAGCUUUGAAUAAAGUCAGUUUGUUACAGCAA
Molecule: messenger RNA, 683 nt
Organism: Culex quinquefasciatus (southern house mosquito)
Lineage: Eukaryota; Metazoa; Arthropoda; Insecta; Diptera; Culicidae
Exons: 2
Coding region: 113-637 (174 amino acids)
Source: RefSeq, a predicted model, not a curated record